UCAUUGACUUCUUUCCCGCCGCACGCAAACACAAAUGUAUGCACUCAUACCCUGAUGAACCUCAUUCACUCUGUAAGUGCUAACCCCGCCCUGCUCAGAUCUCUGCGUUGCUUCCUGAACCCGCUCUCAUGCUCUCUUCUCUCUACUUCACUUCUCCACUCUCGCUCCCUUUCACCCCUCAAAGAAAGACCCACCAACUGGAACACAACCCACACUUUUGUUCGAACGAACCCGCUUCUCUCGCUCUUAGAACAAUGCCAAUCCUUGUCCCAGUUGAAGCAAAUCCAAUCCCAAAUGAUCCUCACUGGCUUAUUUUCGGAUGGGUUCGCCCUUAGCCGGCUCAUCGCCUUUUGCGCGAUCUCCGAACAGCGAAAUCUUGAAUAUUGCACCAAGAUUUUGUACAAUGCGCGAGACCCAAAUGUUUUUUCGUGGAACGUUGCUAUUAGAGGGUAUUCGGAAAGCGAAAGCCCUGAAAAAGCGGUUGUGCUGUACAAGGAAAUGCUGCGCAAUGAAGGUUCGAGACCGGAUAAUUAUACUUACCCUUUGUUGCUUAAAGUUUGUGCUAGUUUAUCCUUGCAAUUGAUGGGAAGUCAGAUUAUCAGUCAUGUAUUAAAGUUGGGUUUUGCUUUGGAUAUAUACGUGCACAAUUCGGUGAUUCAUGUGUUAGUUUCAUGUGGAGAAUUGGGUACAGCACGUAAGGUGUUUGAUGAAGGCUGUAUUAGAGAUUUGGUUUCUUGGAACUCCUUGAUUAAUGGCUAUGUUAGAAGUGGGUUGGCAGGUGAGGCAUUAAGUCUCUAUCGAGAAAUGGAAGUUGAAAGAGUGAAGCCGGAUGAGGUUACGAUGAUUGGGGUGGUUUCUUCAUGUUCCCAGCUAGCAGAUCUGAAUUGUGGUAGAGAAUUUCAUCGGUAUAUUGAAAGAAAUGGGUUGAAUUUUACACUUCAACUUUCUAAUGCGCUCAUGGAUAUGUAUAUGAAAUGUGGUAGUCUUGAGGAGGCACAAGCAAUAUUUGAUAGUAUGACGAAGAGAACAAUUGUCUCUUGGACUACUAUGAUCGUGGGCUAUGCCAAAACUGGGUUUCUGGAUAUCGCGCGGAAGUUUUUCUAUGACAUGCCAGAAAAGGAUGUUGUUCCAUGGAAUGCAAUAAUUGGUGGUUAUGUUCAGGCCAAGCGCAGCAAGGAAGCUUUGACUUUGUUUCAUGAAAUGCAGGCUAGCAAUAUCAAGCCUGAUGAGGUGACCAUGGUUAACUGUUUAUCUGCAUGCUCACAACUUGGAGCGCUUGACUUUGGGAUCUGGAUCCACCAUUACAUAGAAAAACACAAUCUCUUUUUGAAUGUUGCCUUGGGAACUGCACUAGUUGACAUGUAUGCCAAGUGUGGGAACAUCAAAAAGGCUCUCGAGGUUUUCCAGGAGAUGCCACAGAGAAACUCACUGACUUGGACAGCCAUUAUCUGUGGCUUAGCUCUUCAUGGGAGUGCACAUGAUGCUCUCUCUUUCUUUUUGGAAAUGAUUGACAUUGGGUUGGUUCCAGAUGAGAUCACCUUUCUUGGGGUCUUAUCUGCUUGUUGUCAUGGAGGUUUGGUUGAAGAGGGUCGGAAGUAUUUUGCUCAAAUGAGCUCCAUAUUCAAUGUUUUUCCCAAGCUCAAACACUACUCCUGCAUGGUGGACCUUCUAGGUCGGGCCGGUUUUCUAGAAGAGGCAGAACAGCUUAUUAAAUGCAUGCCAAUGGAGGCAGACGCAGUUGUUUGGGGUGCAUUGUUCUUUGCUUGUCACAUGCAUGGAAAUGUUACGAUGGGAGAACGGGCAGCUUCGAAGCUUCUUGAGUUGGAUCCUGAUGACAGUGGAAUUUAUGUUUUGCUUGCAAAUAUGUAUGGAGAAGCAAACAAGUUUGAAGAGGCUAGGAAGGUGAGGAAGAUGAUGAUGAGGAGAGGAGUAGAGAAGACUCCAGGUUGUAGCUCGAUUGAGGUGAAUGGCAUUGCCUAUGAAUUUAUUGUUCGGGAUAAAUCACACCCUCAAUCUGAACAGAUUUAUGAAUGUUUAGUUCACUUAACAAGACAAUCGGAGCUAGUUGGAUGCAUAUCGUGAAACAGUAAUUCCUCUGUAGUGCCGAAGUUGGCAAGCAAAUCUGAAUUAGCAGGAUAGAAAUGUUGGGAAGGUUGUGGAAGGGGAUGAGAUAUGGAAAAGGUUUGACCUUGGCUACUUGAAUGAAGAACUACCCUUUUUAACCUAAGGGUCAUUUCUAUUGAAUGAUUGGCAUUCGCUAAUCUUUGAGCUUAAUUGUAGCAACUUUACAAGCACGAUUCAAUUGUUAAUUAGCCCUUGCACCAAAGUUUGCACUAUGUCGAUAGUGAGCUCCAUCUCAGUUACAUUCUUUUCCCAAGUGUUAAACUCACUGGGAGGCUUUGUGAGGCCUACUUUUUAGUCAGAUGCCUUUUAUAUUUGGUAAGUAUUGUGUUGCAUGAUUGCAGCUGUUUGUGAACGUCGUAUGCAAAGUUACCACAUUUCCUGUUUUAACCGAUAUAAGAGUAAUAUAAGAGUAAUUGUGACAUUGUCCAAGACUUUUCAGAGAAAGGCUUGUGGUUUUUUGUAACAGCAAUGCUGCAUCCUAAACAGCUCCUGCUCUGAUUUUGUGGCUCAAAGGUUGUGAUAUAAAACCCGAAAGCUUGUUGCUUUUCUGCCCCUAGAAGGGAUGAGAUAUAUCCCAGGGUUAUUUGUCAAACUCCAGCACAGGUCUUGAACAUGGAAUGUCAGAUAUAAUUUUUAAGAAGCUGGAAUUUCACAAAAGAUCAGGAUCUAAACAAAAUCAAAUCUUGUGUUGUGGCAUUUGAAUGGAAGGCCAGGUUCGUCAUUUAAGUUGUACCGAAGAUCCAAAGAAAUUGGACGUCUAUUGAAAAAUGGUUUGCUGGUGUUAUAGCACCUGGUAAACAGCCUGGUAGUCGACACAAAGUUGCAGAUUGGGGUGGUGAGCAAUCCAACGGUUUGAUUCAUAUCUGCAACAGGAGGAGGUUCAAAUCAGUUGGUGUUGCAGGUCUUUUACCAGGGGUUCUUCAGGGUUUUCUCUUCUGGAAAUGUACAUUUUCUUUUUAUGCCAAUGAUCCUGUCCUGAAUAUUGCAGGUUGGUAUUAAUUAGUAGUACAUUUAUUGGAAGAUGCAUUUUGGUAUUCCGCUGUCUUUUUUAUUUUGUAUUUAUUUGUAGAGUAUAAAUUUGAGUUAAUGUCAAAUUUCCACGU
Juglans regia (Persian walnut) is the source of this 3227-nucleotide messenger RNA. RefSeq names its product pentatricopeptide repeat-containing protein At2g22410, mitochondrial-like. The transcript is spliced from 3 exons. Gene Ontology annotation, molecular function: RNA binding; protein binding. Gene Ontology annotation, biological process: RNA modification. Bases 55 to 2082 code for a protein of 675 amino acids. Lineage: Eukaryota; Viridiplantae; Streptophyta; Magnoliopsida; Fagales; Juglandaceae. The record is from RefSeq and is a predicted model, not a curated record.